AUGGACUACGUCACUCAGCCUACUCAGCAGGCGACCCAAGCUACCCAAAAAUAUAUCAUUGAGAAGUUUAGCCAAGAGCAGAUCGAUGAUGACAUCGUAUGUCGAAUGAUUUGUACGACGGGUCAGAUACCUAUCCGAGACCUACGCGCAGAGCUCCGAGAUGUGGUUGGAAAGAAGGAGUCCAUCAAGAAGCUUUGGACGUUUGGUAGGAACCCUCAAUGUGACUAUCACCUAGGGAACACUUCACGGUUUUCAAACAGACAUUUUCAAAUCAUGCUGGGAGAAGACGGGAACUUGCUCCUACGUGAUACCUCUACCAACGGAACUUGGCUGAACGGGGAAAGGCUAGUCAAAGAGAGGAACCAAAUUCUGUCUCAGGGUGAUGAAAUUACAGUCGGUUGGGGCGUCUCGCAGGAUGUUUUGAGCUUGGUCGUGUUCAUAAAUGACAAGUUCAAGCAGAGACUCGAGGCCGCAAAGGCCCACGGUAGCAAAUCAGCUAAGAGCCGUAGCUCUAGAGGAGCCUCCUCCAGUGCUCAACUCACGGGUAUUCUACGAGACUACUCCAUCAAAGACGAAGUCGUGGGCCAGGGCGCCUUUGCGACUGUUAAAAAGGCCAUAGAAAGGAGAACUGGCAAGACACACGCAGUCAAAAUCAUCAAUAAACGUAAAGUCAUGGGGAAUAUGGAUGGCGUGACGCGAGAGCUGGAAGUCCUGAGAAGACUAAACCACCCACGGAUUGUUAGCCUCAAAGGCUUCUACGAAGACAAAGAAAGCUAUUACUUGGUCAUGGAGUUUGUAUCAGGAGGCGACCUCAUGGACUUUGUUGCCGCCCACGGGUCUGUGGGUGAAGAUGCAGGGCGCGAAAUUACGCGACAAGUCUUGGAGGCUGUUAAAUACAUUCACGCUAUGGGGAUUAGCCACCGUGACUUGAAGCCGGACAAUAUAUUAAUCGAGCGGGAUGAUCCCGUGCUUGUAAAGAUAACCGAUUUUGGCUUGGCCAAGAUCCAAGACAAUGGAACCUUCAUGAAGACCUUCUGCGGGACCUUGGCGUAUGUGGCUCCCGAAGUAAUAAGCGGGAAGAAUUCCGAGGAAAAAGAGGGCAACAAAUACUCAUCGCUUGUUGACAUGUGGUCGAUAGGAUGCCUUGUAUACGUGAUCCUAACGGGCCACUUACCGUUUAGUGGAAGCACUCAGCAGGAGCUCUACAAACAAAUCAGCGCGGGCUCGUAUCACGAAGGCCCGUUAAAGGACUACAGAAUUUCGGACGAUGCCCGGGACUUUAUAGAAUCAUUUCUCCAAGUGAACCCCAGGGACCGCAUGACCGCCGAGCAGGCGCUUAAGCAUCCAUGGAUAAGGACCGCAGACAGCCAGAGCUUCAUAGACUCUCAGGUCAGUCUUUCCCAAUCUAUGUCACAGCAAAAGGCUAGCGAUAACGUCAGCGACGCCCAACAACAAUUCAUUAAUAUGAGAGCUACCAAGCCCAAAGAUGAGCAGCCACAAUCAUCGCCGCAAGAGCCACAGACACAGCAGCCCGUUUUCAAAAUUCCGGGACACCGCCCAGUCAGGUACACGCAGUCCUGCGUGCCAGAAAACUCACAGCCAAGCAGUCUAAAACAGGUGCGAACGGCGAACUUUGAUUUCAACUAUGCUUCGCAAGCUAGCGACGAGAGCCAGCAGCCGGUACAAAUACCAAGAGGCAGGGUGCCGCCUCGGCUAGCCGACCCUGACAACGAAGAUGACGUGCGACUCAAUGCAGACAGCAUGACCGCUGCAGGCGGCAGAUUCAUAACGCUACGGUCAACUGCCGAAAGCUCAGUCAAGGGCGUUAUUGAGAUAAAGCAAGGCGUGAAUCCUUUUUUCAUCGGACGGUCCCAGGACUGCAGCUGCAAAAUCGAGGACAACCGACUAUCUCGAAUCCACUGCUUCGUGCUGAAAAAGAGACAUCCAAUUGGGGACAGCAUCCACGAAUCGCCCGCCCAGGGUCUCGAAGACCUGUGGUAUUGCCAUUCUGGCACAAACCUCAGUUACUUAAAUGACGUGAAGCUCACACAGGGAACCAAAGCUUUGUUGUACGAAGGCGACGAGAUCAAAAUAAUUUCUGACCGAGCUAACAAUUUUGUGAUAUCUUUCGUAGUCGAGAUUAACGAUUCUACAGGGCUCUUUAACCACGGAAAACCCUUCCCUGGACACGAGAGGCUCGUGGAGCAACAGACGCCGGAUGAACUUGGCUUGACCAGAAAGCUGACUGAUCUCAAGAAAGCCUUCGCUUCACAAAACUCUAGCAAAAGGGUACGCUCAAUCAGUCUCAGCCAGGAUCCCAACAAAAAAGCUAAACGCGCAAGGCUUGACAAGGCCGAUAAAGGUGGGGCGAACUUGCAAUUUAUAUAG
Lachancea thermotolerans CBS 6340 is the source of this 2388-nucleotide messenger RNA. It is a transcript of the gene RAD53, whose product is annotated as serine/threonine/tyrosine protein kinase RAD53. Gene Ontology annotation, molecular function: ATP binding; protein binding; DNA replication origin binding. The record is from RefSeq and is a predicted model, not a curated record. Bases 1 to 2388 code for a protein of 795 amino acids. Gene Ontology annotation, biological process: DNA damage checkpoint signaling; DNA replication initiation; DNA repair. Gene Ontology annotation, cellular component: cytoplasm; nucleus. The transcript has a single exon. Lineage: Eukaryota; Fungi; Ascomycota; Saccharomycetes; Saccharomycetales; Saccharomycetaceae.